Spirometra erinaceieuropaei is the source of this 12149-nucleotide messenger RNA. The record is from the annotation of a GenBank genome assembly. NCBI's taxonomy places the organism in Eukaryota, Metazoa, Platyhelminthes, Cestoda, Diphyllobothriidea, Diphyllobothriidae.
AUGGUUCUGAUGGAGCGGAUAAAGCCAGAGGAAUCAACAUCACCAGGUCACGAUGAGAUCCCGGCGAGGAUUUUGAAGAAACGCCGGUGAGUUGGCUAAACCAAUCUAUAUGCCUUUUCGUACACGCUUCGAGGCCGGGUAUCUGCCACCAGACUGAAAACACGUAAAACGAAGUUCAGAAAUCUGGAAAAAGACGAAACAGUAGACGACAUAAGGACCAACGUACAACAAAAACAGGAAAACGGAAAAAAUGUCGACAAUUGGACUUAUCGGAUCGAUGGUCACCGGUGAUCGACACGAGUGAGAAGUCCUCACGAUCGAUCUAAAAAAGAGUGAGGACCAUUAAAACAAAGGGGUUCCUGUCCGUCAGGUCUGCUGGGGUGUGACAGGCCAAGAUUAACAUUUUAACAGCAUCGCGAGGAUCCUACCAAUAUUUAACUAAUACGUCUUUGUGUAAUUUACUAUUUUUCGGACCACGACUCACAAAACUGCCCGCGUUCACCAAGACGCUUAAAGACGGCGAAUCUUGGCAUUAUUCUUGCAGCUUAGGUGUGCAUCAGAAAACUACUGCAUUGCCACCGAACCGAGUUCGUACGCCUUCGAAAGCUGUUAACGCAUGAAAUUCACAGUUCCUUUAUACAGUUUAUAAUAAUCCCGUGUAUCACUUGUGCUACUCCCUUUCCACUUUUUUCUUUACGUUAUCUGUGUGUAACAAAUAGGGAAUUCAAAGCUACACGCCUACAUUUCUUUAAGUAAAUCGAACUGAACACAAAAAUACUUUUAAUGAACUUCCCAAAGCCCGACCCUUUUAAGUUUGCGGAUGACUUAAUUUAAUUAGUGGGGAAAUGAGAAGGUUCCUUCGUAGUUGCACGGUUUCCUACUAUCCGCUUUUCCUGUCUUGCAGUCUUGGUACUAUAUUUCUGUCGGUGCUUACUUUAAAAGCUCCUUUUAAGGCUCCUGCCGUCGUGGUUUGCCCAUAUUUGCAGUUGUCGACUAAUGAGUCAAAUAAAAUCGAGGCGAAGGGUAAACAGGUUUCUUUUACUACCAUUUAAUAGUUGUCCCAAAAAUAAAAACGCCACUUAAAUACGACGACUCAGUGAAGUCGGUUAAGUUCAUCACACCCGUUCGGGCCAUGAAUGAAUAUAUGCUUUCCCCGUCGUAGGUUUGUUUAUUUUAAAAAAACUCCUCAGUGAUCUCGAGGCGCUUCCUAGGUAUUACAGCAGAAGUCCUUAUUCCAAUGAAGUCCGUACUCAAGUCUUUCUUCGCUCAGAUGUUGAAAAAGUGUACGCACUUUUUCAAUGCUUCAGUUUUUAGAGCCCUUGAAAAACACGGAGGGCAGCAAGCCCUCGAUCUCCGGAGGAAAUUAAUGAAAGACUUGGAAAGCAGAGCUCGAAUGGGUAAUCACUGAUUUUUCUGACUUUGAAGAUAUGCACAUUUUCAAGACAACGCUGCGCAAGUUAAACCAGUCAAGCAAGCCGAGCGAUUCGCCGCGUCCGGUAAGUUUUAAUCGUUUAAUGUCCAAACUGUUCUUUUUGGUUAAACCUGUUGCCAUUUUGAGCAUCAACUCAUUUGCUCGCUCUGUCAUUCUCCUACUACGAGCCCUAGACAAUAGUUCGUUCCUUAUCUUGACUUCCAAUCCUAGCCUUCCUGGGCGGUGUUUAUCACUUACUCUUUUUCAUUUGCUUAAAAGGUGGUGGAGACGGGCGGUAGUUCCUGUUUUUAGUUAUUUUAUUUUCGGAAGCCACAGUUUUUCCCAUUUCUCAUCUGAAUCCUCAUCUUCGACUCUUUCCCAUAAAACAAGAAUAGUCCAACUCCUGUUUUUGAAUAGAGUUGGGAUGUUCCCGUGUGAGUACAUUCAUGACACUUUCAGUACCUCUGUAAUUAAAGGUUUUUUUAGUUAUCAUUUGGCUUUAGGGUCUGGAAUCAGGAAUAGACUCGAGGUCUGCUGCCUAUUAUCAAGUCGGCAGUAUUAGGGCUGCGGUCGCAUUGCGAGUUUGCCUUGAUUUCAUCUGCCAGUGGCUUUAUCUAUCCUCUGCACGCUAGGUUCGCUUUUGGAUGUCGAGUUAGCAGUAGAGAGUAAAAAUGCCUUCUUUCUGCUAUCUUUUAUGCUUUUUUAACGUUAUCAAGGGACAAACACAAUGUCUACAUUCACAAUUUCCUCGACAACAAAUUUAUCAUUCCGUAUAUUAAAAGCAAGCAUAAUUUAGUGUCCAAACACAUAUUUAAACAAAUGGAAGAGAAUAUGCGCAUCCCAGGUUCUUGUUUAGAAGAAGAUGAAGGCACGAUCACUGGGACAGUAGAUUUGUUUGCCUGAGCUUUCGAACUCGAACUGGAGUUCAUCAUCAGAGACUACUGGAGUGCAGCAAAUUAUAAACAUUUAUAUCGCUCGUCCUUAAGGGGGGGGGGCGAGGAGGGAAAGGGGGAGUACGUCCGUGGCUAGGUAGGGUUUGUGUCGCACAAACCCUACCUAUCCAUUUUAUGCAGACAUUCCUGUUGAAGGUUUCUCAGCCUUCCUAAUGUGCUCUUAUCGAGGUUUUUAGCUGUCAGCAAAUUGAACCCCCACGGACGUAUCAACAUAUGUUCACUUGUGUGCUUUUGAUUUUUUUACGUAACCCACCCUCAGCCAGCGGAAAACCAAGUUAUUUGCUGUGUUGCAACCUUGUUGUAAGCGUACUUAUACUGUCAUCUGUAUGUUAGAGUAGGAGUCCUGGUCUUGUAGUGAAACAUAUAUUGCGGCGGCACAUUGGAGAUGUUCCUUAACGUAACGUCUAUGUAUGCUAAGUAUUCUUUUUUGUCGCCUUUCAGUCCUCCUCUUCGCAAAAAACUCCAGAUUAUUGCCUUUUCCUGGUCUUCUCAUCCGUCUAAUAGUCUUUUUUAGAGACCACUAAAGACCCUGUUCUUCGCUCAUGUUUGCCACAAAUCUUUUGCUCCUUUACUUUGUGUUAUCUGAAACCCUAACUAUCUCACAAUCUUAUUGAGAAUGUACAUUUACACCUUUCAGUCUAAAGCUCAGACCGGCAGACUUCUGGACUUCGGCCCUGGUAAAGUGGUGAUGUUUGCGGUUGCAGUGUGAGUUGCUUAGUCCAUACUUCGCCCUCGUGUAUUUUUAUGUUUUUGCACGUAUUCUUCGGCAUGGCGGCCCUUUUUGGUGUUGCGCCACUUUCACAUUCAGACCUUUGAAGGCGUGCGCUUCAAAACUCUUGCAUUCACGAGGAAUUUGGGCGUAGAAGCUUUCCAAAUUCCGCGCUAGCAAUGUGCUUUAAGCAAGUCUUCUUUUGAUGUAAUAGAAACAGCCUAAAUGUGGCGGCGAAGGCGGUCGUAUGGUGGUACACCGGCUCCAAAAGCAUGUUCUCUGAAAUGAUGCAUUCCGUCGCGGAUACUCUGAACCAGGUACUACUGACUUCUUUUGCUGUCUGCUUACUUUCAUAUCUACGCUGUUCACAGAAUCUUGAGAUACAGGUUUAUCGAUGUGGUCAAUAUCUCCGGCUACUUGUACUGUACUACCCUCAUGUAUUGUUCAUCAGGUGUUUCUUGACUGUUUUAUUGAACUCCUAGAUCCUACUGGCUUACGGCCUUUACUAUUCCAUGAACCUACCAGACGCUGACCACCCGUGAGUCUUCUACCUUCUCCUCGAUCAAUAUGAUGCCCUACGAUUCUAAUAACUAACUGCCUUCCUCCUGUUUAUUUUUUUGACCACGUUUACACGUUCGGUGUCUUGUCUCUUUAUCCCUUCGCCUUCGUUUUAUUGUCCACUUAUUUUCUGCUCGCCCUCUUUCCCCAUAAUUUCGAGCAUCUUACAUUUCUUAUUGAAAUCCACCUUAUUUCCAUUCCUUCAACCUCUACCGUUUACUACUUUUUCACUAUCAUCCUGUCAUUCUUAUCCAUUCCUUCCAGCAGCCCCCUCCAUUCCAUCUUCUCUUUCUUCCCGCAGAUAUGGCUACUCUCGCAUGCGCAGCAUCUCCUCCCUCAUCAGUGGUGUAGGCAUCUUUUUCCUUGGAUCUGGCUUCACCUUCUACCAUGCAGUUCAGGGCUUCAUUGUUCCGCAUACCUUCGAUUCCUCCCUUUAUGGCGCCUUCGCAGUGAUGGCUGGUUCCUUGUUAACUGAGGGCUCUACAAUGGUCAUGGCCUACCGCGAGGCAAGUGCCAAGUCACGUGAACGCAAGUUCCCCUCUUUGCGCUCCUACCUGCUCUCGGGCGCCGCAGACCCCAGCACCAGUGUCGUCCUCCUUGAGGAUGCGGCCGCCGUUCUGGGCGUUCUGGUAGCCAGCACCGCUCUCGGUGCUUCCGCUUUGAUGGGGGUCACCUGGCCCGACGCUGUUGGUGGUGUGGCCAUCAGCAUAAUCCUAGCUGGUGUGGCUGGUUUCAUCAUUCACACCAAUACGGAGGUUCUCCUCGGCAAGUACGUCCUCGCUGCUUCAUGCAUGUCCUUCUUUCCUCACCGCUGCCUUCGUUACCCUCAUUUACCUCCUUGCCUUCCGCUCAUUCCUCUUUUUCGUCCACUACUUAUCGUGACUAUCAUCGACAGCUUAAGCUGCCGUCAGAACUAAAAGAUGUUUGUGCGACGGAAAUGAGGGUUUGACACUCAGAGGGCGAGAGUUGCCGCCUGGCCGACAUUCUAAAAGUCUGUGACCACAGAGACAUAAGAAAGUUUCCCUAGAUGAUUUCGCCCUCCCGGCAGCCUGAAGCUGUUUUUGAGGAUAAAAAAUCAUUCCGCAGAAGGUACGUCGCCCCUGCCUCCAACUCUCUUCUUUGCUUAGAAGAGCUGAACUUCUAGCUCAUCUCUUCUCCAGCACUUGCAAAACGUACCGAAAACCGUUAGUAAACCUUUGAAGACAAUACUUAGGUAACUGGUGUCGGGUUCCCAUGAGGUUAUUACUUCAUUAUGUACUGGCUUAAAAGUGGCUGUUAUUUUAAUGGUGCCGCCUCUAUGCCAAUCUCUGGUUUUCAUUUAAUUAGCAUGUCCAGCUUCGAGCACUACAGUUUCAAGUAGUGCUCCAAAUCGCAUCAAUUUGCACAAACGGAUGGCGGUCUAACGCUGCGUCAGUGUUGUAGCUAGGACUGUAGAAAGCACACGAGAGGGGGAGCACAUACAAAUUUGAAUGCAAGAGUCAGAACGAGAAUACCCGAUAAUAGGACUUUAUUCAUCUUGCAAUUGACCUACUGGAACUAAAACGAGAAAUAGAUAAGAUGGGUUUUAGCUAGGGAUUUAAGUUAGCAUGACAUUCACCUCGACCAACAAAUAGAGGGGCCGGGAUGUCGAAAAAUCGGAAGGAAAGGUUUCAUGGCAUUACCGACAAAGGCAAGGGAGACUGGAAUGGCCAUUUCUGGCUUAUUAGCCGUCGUCAGCCAGUCAUACACAACCCCGAAGUGUGGAACACCUGGGGCUCGAAAUUCUAACUAGCAGGUUGCAUGUAGCAAAGUUCAGGUGUCUCUGUUACGAAGGCAGUAUAGGUGAACACGCUGCUGUUGUUGAUCAAUGUUUCUAGGCCAUGCAUAUGGACAUCGUCAGCGUUAGGUGCACUAACAGGCGUUGUAUCGUUCAGUCUGUCAGUUGAAAUGGUGCUACUUUCCUGCUCAGCAGUUGGUGGGUGAUCAGGGGAAAAUGGGAUGUAAUUUUCAGAUACGGGCGUGGCCGUCUCCUGAUGACAAUCAACAAUAUCUUUUUCACCACUGGGAGCAAGUAGUCGAACCGAUACAGUUUCUCCUCUACCAUUAUUGAAUCGUAUGUGAGCAUAUUGGGGGUUACGCUGGGGCAGAUCAUCCUCCUCAACGACCAGAUCAAAUUUAGGCAACAUUCCCUCAUGAGGUGUCGCAUUAGUGGCAGUACACAAAAGUGAUCCGAUUGAGUGUAACGCGUCAAGUAAAACGGAUUCCGAGCGCGUGACAGGCAAACUUUGGGAUUUUAGAGCAAGUAAGAUAGUCUUCCAUGAAGCUUGGCUCAAAAGUUCGACCUACCUAUUUUCUUGGGGAUUGUGCGGAGUUGUUCUACUCAUCGCUACUCUCUUAUUGUGACGGAGUUGCUGAACUUCGUCUGAUGUAGAUGAUGGUGCCCGAUCGGUGUGUAAGUACGAAGGAGCACCGAAUAUGGAGAAAAGCUGGCAAACCAUUUAGAGACAGUUUCAGCAGCCUGAUCAGGACAGGCAAAUGCAAAUGGGAAACGAGAAUAUUCAUCAAUAAUCGUCAACAGGUAGCGGUAGUGGGUUGCCGACGGAAGAGGACCUUUGAGGUCGGGUGACAAUUGUUCGAACGUCUGGGUAGUUUUGAUGAGUUGACCUUGUGCUUCAAAGAAAUGGGGUUUGGCUUCACAGCGGACCUGACAUUUAGCUACGACAUUACGAAUCUCCACCAUCGGAAAGGGGAGAUUCCGAGCUCGAACAAAAUGUGAAACCCGAGAGACACCGGAUGACAAAGUGACUCGUAUGGUUCUUUCAGAUUGACACUGGUUGGUUGGGUGCCACAGUAAUUAUGCGAAAGCGUGUUCGCCGCUCUAUUUUUUUCACCAGGUCGGUAGACAAUGUCAAAUUUGAAUUUUAACAGCUCCAACCUCCAGCGGUUAUAUCAUUUCUGACCUUCCCUGUUUGCUGAUUGUCGCUGAUCCGUGAUGAGUUUAAAAUGAUUACAGAGGAAGACGUGCUUCCACUUCCGUAUGAAUUCCAUUGCUUCGUAUGCUUCUGUCUCUAUAGCUGAAUAGUGUCGCUCGUUUGGAGAAAGGCUACGUGAAAAGAACGCUACUGGUCGGCCAUUGUGAUCCAGUGGGGCAGCGAUUGCGACGUUUGAAGCAUCAGUCUAGACAACUAGUGAACACUGGCCACUGUGACUUUUGCAAGUCCCGCCUUAGGAGCCUCAAAUUUUUCAAUGGUAAAGGGAAAGUUUUGUUGUGGAUGAGCAGAUGAAUUUUAUUUGAAAAAUGAGAUAUACAUUGUGAUUAGUAUGCGAACAGUCCCACAGCUCGUUGUUGAGACUCAAGAUCAUGCAAGGGCCUUAGACGGUCCGGAUCUGGCCUACUGUUGAUCUUGGAUACCUCGUAACCAAGAAGUUUGAUUUGUUUAGCAGCAAUAACACUUUUGGCUUCAUUGAAUGUUAUUCCGUAUUUUUCGGCCACGCCAAGGAAUUUUCGAAGGGUUACGUCAUGCCGCACGAGACCGUUCCCACAAAUAACGAUAUUGCCCACGUAGAAGGGGAUAUUCUUUAGACGCUCGCACGUAAUUAUGUCGUCGAGGGCCGCUGGAAGCACACAACCCUGUUGGUCACACCAAACGGGAUGCAACAAAAUUGAUACAAACGCCCACAAGCUCAAAAGACAGUGUACGCCUUCUUCUCCACCCGGCUGGGUAUCUGGUGAUAGGCGCUUUUGAGAUCAAGAGUGCUGUACGUGUCGUAGCUUGCGAUAUUUUCAAUCAUUGCGUCUCUUCUGGGAGAGGGACAGGCAUCUAGAGGUGUGCACUUGUUGAUCGUUUGGCUAUAAUCGAUAACCAGCCGCUCUUUGGGGUUUUCAUUGGCUACGACCAGGGGGAUAAUGAAUGCUCAAUUACACCCUCAGAAAGAAGGCGACGAAUUCCUUCUCGUAUAAAUCUCUCAUCCAUAUUGGUGUCUACGAGAUUUAGUAGCGAUGGGUUUACAGUCCGGUGUCAGAUUAGGAAACAAACGGGGAGGCUCGAUGCAAGCGGCAGCCACAGAAUAAUACGAGAACGUAGGUUUAGGUCCACCAAAGGGAUUUCAGUAUUUUUGUGGAGCCGGAAAAAGUCGUGUCCAAGAAGAACAUCGGCGCACAAAUCCGUCAAGACCUAUAGCUUGACCUCGUAUAUUGUAUCUUUAUAUUUAAUAGAGACAAGAACGUGUCCUUGCGUGGCGUUGGUUAACGCGGCCGUGGCCAUGGAUAUCUUAGUGCGAAUGUUAUGAACCUUCCACUUAUUUCAGAGCAUUGCUGAAGAAGAAGUGUAACUUUCAGAACUACCCGUGCCAAUUAGGGCCUUAAAAGUAGUCCCAUUUAUCAGUAAUUCAACCACUGCGCUUGGAAGACAGUCAGCAACCCCAACUAAUGCCACGGCGGAAAUGGUAGGAUACAUAGCGGAAGAGACGACUUUUCGGUUCCGUGAUGCUAGACACACCUUUAAGAAGCGCCCUUUUUUACCGCAUCCUUUGCAUAACGCAUCGCGUGCGGGACAAAUCGAACGGCGGUACCUGUCGUAUCCACAAAAAAGCAUUUGCUAUGGAAUGAAGUAGAAGGUACUAGCCAUGCUCUUUAAUGGGACUCGACGAAGUUUCACAUGGCUCAGUAGCGGAGGAGAAUCAGGUCGUCGGGGUGUUCUGAUACGAUAGAGACUGUCUUUCUGCCAUUCGCGGUGACCAUGCCUGACCAAAGACAGUUUGGAAGUUUGAAUUCUCCUGCACCAAUGACCUCUGUCGAAUCUGGUUUGAUGGAAGGCCACUGAUGGACGCAUCUCUGAUGGCAUCGUCGCGAUUUCUUCUGCCCUAGCGGCUUUAAAAUCGCAGUCCGUAGCUAGGGACUUUAGCCGCUGAGCAAACCCGUCGAAGGUUUCUCCACCUUCCUGUCUACAGUUUACCAGAAAAUGGUGGGCGGAUAUUUCGUUUUUUGUGUCCUAAGUAGAGAUCUCGUAGCAAUUUAGCAGCUUGCUCGUAAGUGGAGCAUUCACUAAUGCGGUUCCAGACUGUCAAAUAAACGUAGUUAGUCAGAAGGCAUAAUUUAUCCGGUUUCAGGCUAUCAAUCGUGGACGAAAAAUUUUCAAAAGUGUGAAACCAAUGACUCCACUGUCUAGAAACGUCUUGAGCAUUCGGAAUUCAAUCGAAUCGUCCUGGCCUAAGGAAUCAGUCCAUUCUUGAGUUGUGAGAUGAAUAAAUUGUUGUAACUAGGACUGUAGCAAGCACACGAGAGGGAGAGCAUAAACAAAUCAGGAUUCAAGAAUCAGAACGAGAAUACCCAGUAAUAGGGCUUUAUUCAUCUCACAGCUGACUUACUGGAACUAAAACGAGAGAUAGAAAAGUAGUAGACAAGAUGGGAUUUAGCCGGGGACUUUUGCUAGCGUGACAGUCAGUGACUGUCGGACCUCCAGUCGUCCGCCAAAAAGGUUUCAUCUGUGGCCCCUUCAUCUGCCAUCGCCCCGCCAUCUACUCACUCCCGCUCUUCUAGGUCCAUCUCAUUGGAACGCCACGAACAAAUCACAAGGCUGAUUGACAACGCGAAGAUUAUUCGCGGAACCUACGACACUAAGGCGAUGAUGAUGGGCGGUGGUGAUGCAGUCCGCUUCAAGGCAGAAGUGGACAUUGAUGGUCGCGAACUGACUCGUCGUUACCUCGAGACGAUACCACCAGACAAGCUCCUCAAGGUUUGCCUGUUUGAAUUCUCUCUCCCUCCACGCCAUAUUAUGGUUUGGUUCUACAUUUUCUUAGAGAUUAGUUACGAGCUCGAUACUAGAUCACAAAAACUCGACCUAACUUCACCAAGGUGCAUUGGGCACAUUACCGAGACAUAUUGAAGUAAACUGUUUGAGGCUGGGGCAUGCUAACCGCAGUUUUUCUGUAGAAUGCAAGCUCAGAUGGCUGACAACCGGGAUCUGACGGUGGACUUCGGAUGAUAUUUUCUGCUGAAACCAUCCAGUUUCCGCUGUUUGGAGAUACUGGGUGUUGGAAUUUAGCGCAAGGCCACCUGUGCACCGCUGGUAGCACUUGUCUGCGCUAGUGGCUUCUUGCCACAAAAGCGCUGAAAUUUAGACACAUGACGUAAGACGCAGAACCAGUUCCCAUUGCCUACCUCCAUAGAUCGGGUAGCAAAGAGGGGGUGGGGGGUAUGGGUCGUCAUGCUUUAAGGUUGGAACUCAAGGAUGACGUCCCUAGUCCUUCCUUGCGCUUUCCCGAUCGCAGCUUGUUGGAAGCCCCAACUUCGGGUAUCCAAGGCGGAUAAAAACAGGUAAACAUCUACAUUCCAACAUGGUUUUCAGACAGAAGAGCACGGGCAGUGUAAACGCUGUGUGCCUAAUUCGGAAACGUUGCUGUUUUGUAUGUAAAUAUUUAUACUUCUGAGUUCAUUUACUCAAUUUGUCUUUUGUAAAACGCAGGAGGUAAACGGCAUCAAAACGGAAGAACAGAUGAUUCAUUUCAUGCUGAAACAUGGCGACCAGAUAGUGAACACACUAGGUGCUGAAAUCAACAAGAUUGAGGACAACAUCAAAGUAAGUUCUUUUGUACCCUGUCCAUUUUUCUUUUUCCAAAAUGUUCUCAAACAAAGGGCUGAGGACGAGUUGUUGCACAGGAAAUUUGCUAAUAGAAGCAGAGACAAGUUCCAGAAAGUAGUCGCGGAGAAGGAGACACGAUCGCUGUAACAAGUGCUUUAUUAGCCUGACGUUUCGGAAUCUCACUCGAAUCCAUCAUCAGAGACAGAGUCAGAUAAGGGUAGUGGAUUGCCCAGGUGUUUAAAUAGUUAUAGGAUGAAGCUGUUAGGCCGCUACAUGCCUAUUACAGUUGAAAGCUCCUUAGGGCAUCAUGUUCGACUGGCCAGGUGUUGAAGUAUGCCGUUGCCAUGCUCCUGUAUGCCGGUCAAGAUUGUCGGCUGCCACGUUCAUCGCACGCCGCCGAGUGACUGACUACCGAAUUUUGUCAUCCGUGUGGACCCUUUGGUGAUUCGGCUCGCCGACAUUGAUACCGGGCAUAGUGGUCAUCCGCAUGUUCUCGCGGCUAACUAAUUUGCCUAGGCUAAGUCUCAGCGCCGCAUAGUAGGAGGGGAGGUCGUUGCGUCUGUUGAUUGAGGACCGGAAAACCAUGACUCGAGCAGUUAGCGGCUCAGGCGGUUGUCGCCUCUAGCAAGAAUUCCUGCUUCGUCAAACUUGAAUGUGUGGUUGGGUCCCAUCGAAUGAGCCGCGGCUUGGGGGUUGGUGUCGUUCCUCCUCACUGCUGCCGCAUGCUCGGUCAAUAGCGUUCGGAGUAGUCUUACGGUCUGUUCGACACGGUCGCUUUGCCCACAACUGCACCAUUUCCCGUAAACGACCCCAGAUGUUUCCUGCCGCGGCAGUAGGCCUUUCGGUCUCAUGAUCUAGCGCCUUUUGGUUGCCUUUGGUCUGUAUGCAACUCCAAUUCGAAGGGGCGUAAGGAGGCAGUUGACGGCUUCCGAGAGAUUUUUCACGUGCGGGACAGCUCGCCAAAAUCCGGGGCCGGUUGGAUUUUGUCUGUCGCCUCGUUCACGCACGCACUGGUUGACGAAGUUGCACGGGCAGCCAUUCACCCUAAGCACCCGGUGAAGGUAUUGUAAUUCAUCAACCUUGUUCCGGUUCACUGAAGUGCGUCUCCACCCGCUGGUGAGUGAGAAUCCGAAAUGCCAGGCUAAUAAAGCACUUGUUCCAGCGGUCAUGUCUCAUCCGCACAGGGGAUUGUUCCUCUUGGUGUCAUAUGUCCUAGGCUGAUCCAAUUAAAAUCCCCUGACCGCAGCCCUCCGCUUAUCCAAAAUCUCGGUUAUGCCGUCGCUCGCCGCACAGUGAUCGCACGGGAGGGCAGUCGCAGAAGGUCGACAAGGUGCGUGGUCAGACUGCAGGUGAGCACUUUCACAAGUACAACAGACCCUGCCCCUGAGAGUGGGAAAUUUUUAGUGAGUUUCUUCCUGUUGAUCGUUUACUGCAGGGCAGAGUUGUGGCUUGUCCUGGUCGUCCUGCAAAUCCCAUUUAAUAAUUCAAAGACAACAUCGACACAACCGACAAUAAUAAAAGUAGAGACAAACUUCCCCUAUCCGGCGCGUUGAUAGGCCAGGUCGCUGACUCCGUUGGACCAAAUGCCGGCUCUGAUGAAAGGCACGUAAAAAUUAGCGUGCAAAACUUUGUUCGAAAACAAUAUUGGGGAACCUAUUGUAAGGGAAAAUGUGUUGGGCAAACAGAAGGUAUUCCCUAAAGCCAGACUUGGCGACCACGACUAUUAGUAAGAAAUCGUUGAGGCCCGAAAAAUGAAUGGUACGCAAGGUGACCCGCGAUUUGGUCGCCCACGCAUAAAGAACCAACAGCUACAUUCUUUUGACCAUCAAGUCGGCUCGUCUAAUAGUCGAGCGGCGCCAAGCAACAUUUAUUUGCUGCUGCCUGGUGGAUCAUUUUUCUCUUUAUCUUUUUAGAAAGAGUUUCCUGACGUCAAACACAUUGACAUCGAGAUAAAUUGA